This is a messenger RNA of Paramecium tetraurelia, 915 nucleotides long. RefSeq lists its product as uncharacterized. Lineage: Eukaryota; Ciliophora; Oligohymenophorea; Peniculida; Parameciidae. The transcript has 5 exons. The record is from RefSeq and is a predicted model, not a curated record.
AUGAGCGAAAAUGAUGCAAAUUUGGGAUUAUUAUCCAACAAAUCUAAUGCUAAAUAUAAAGAACCGAAGAAGAACAGCGAUGAUUUUGAAAUUUAGGAUUACGGAGAUGAUUAGGAAUACGUCUCUUUAGAUUAGGCUAAAGUACAACAUGCUGAGGUUAUUUAACCAAAAUAAAUCGAAUAACCAAUCACUCCUCCUUAAAAUAACAGAUAAUGUUAGCCAGAGCUUUAAAAAAAUUAGAAUUAUCAAUAGACUUAGCAACAGAACUAGUUUCCCCCACAGUAGUAAAACCAGCAUCCUUAAAUUUAAUAACAAGUGCCAAUUAACUAGUACCAAAAUUAGUAUAGUUAAUAUCAAUAUACUCCAUAUCAAAAUUCAUAAUAUUCUUAUCAAUAGAACUAGUAAUACAAUCCGGUUUCAAAUGUAUUCCAAUAAACAGCCAUCCUGAUUGACAGGGGUUUCAAUCAAAGAACACAAACCUAUUAAACUUGCAUGCAUUGUAACACUCCCUAGAUGAUAUAAGAUGAAAAAUAACCAUUUAUGUGCUUUAGAUGCUAACAAAUUAAUAAGCCUAAUUUUGGUUAUUUUCAAUGCGGCUCAUGCAAAAUUACAGUCAUGUACCAAUGCGGAUUAUCUAAUUUAAUCAGAUGCACAAAAUGUCAAACAAUGAAUUAUGUCUAACAGCCUAAUCUUCCAAAUACGUUAUAAUAAUAUCAACAAUCAUAAUAAUAGUAGAAUUUAUUAUAAUAACAACAACAAUAGCAAUUUAAUAGUUCAAAUUCUUAAUUGUUCUAAUCCUAAAAUUAAUAAACAAAUUAACAAAAAUUAUCUGAGUAUUCAUAAUACUAACAGCCCAAUAAGGAAUAAAAGAAUAUUUCCAGAAACUAAGUUGAUCCGAUGUAUCAAGAAAAAUGA